Messenger RNA from Hymenoscyphus albidus, 1854 nucleotides. The record is from the annotation of a GenBank genome assembly. NCBI's taxonomy places the organism in Eukaryota, Fungi, Ascomycota, Leotiomycetes, Helotiales, Helotiaceae.
UUCCAUUGUUGAAUACCUCUAUGGCGUUAUAGAUAUGUGUACAAUUGUUGUCUUGUGAAUAGACGGCAAUCCCAAUCGGGAAACCUCUACAGUUACCAAGUAGUUCGAUCUAUCCAAGGUUGGCAGCUUGCUACCUAGGUACGUGUAUCAUGUAUCUAUUUUCUUUUGGUAUGGAGUAAUGAUAUGAGGAAUCUAUGAUUAUGAUUCCAACGCUUGUGACGUAUUCUUACCUUAUGGCUAGUUAUGAGAAGUUGAUGAUGAGAUGUAUUGCAACUAAAUCUCUGCUAUUCCAACCUUGGCCAUGAAAUCCAAGUCGUGAUGGAGGUCGGCGAGAUGGAAGCGGGUCAACCCACCUCUCGCUGGCCUGUCAUUGGCCACGUGGAGUCAUCGCGAGAAGUCGGCCGUGCGAGAGCAGAGCGAGGGAUUUCCAACCGAAACUUUCCGUAGUGCCGUAGCGCCGUAGCGCCUGCCCGCCAGAGAAAUUUUGAUUUCCAGCAUCGCUGACUCUCUCCUUCCGCAGACCAUUCCCAUCCAUUGAAGCACCAGCACCAGCAUUGUCGUAGAGACAUUGUACUGCAGAUCAACUCCACUCAUCCUAUUGCGACCUAAUCUUCCAUCCUUUGCGCUCAUCCUCAUACACAUAUCCCACGAUGGCCCCAUCAGUACCAGCAACCGGCUCGACGAAGGUCGACGCCGUCGUCCAAAAGGUGGCCGCCAACACCCCAGAGAAGCUCUCUGGGAUCGAUCUCUACUCCAGAUUCGCCGUCGCCGGUGCCCUCUGCUGUUCCAUCACCCACGGAGCCCUCACACCCGUCGAUGUGUAAGUUGCAUCCUCUGACUUUUUCUGCCCUUGGCCAUUUUUGCGCAAUUCGAAGACAGGUAUCUCGAUGCGUCUUGGCAAUAUGCGUUGCUGCCGCAUUCUGCCAUUGCCUUUGCCGUUGCCAUUGCCUGCAUAAAAAAUACCCCGCUAACCAUGGAUUCUCGCAGCGUCAAGACCAGAAUACAACUUGAUCCCGCUACAUACAACAAAGGGUUGGUGGGAGGUUUCCGACAGGUGAUUGCAAAUGAGGGUGCAGGUGCGCUGUUGACCGGUUUCGGUCCAACCGCUGCUGGUUAUUUCCUCCAAGGUGCCUUCAAAUUCGGAGGUUACGAGCUAUUCAAGCAACAGUUCAUCAACACCCUCGGAUAUGAGACCGCCCAAAAGAACAGAACCGCAGUCUACUUGGCAUCUGCUGCCACCGCGGAGUUCUUCGCCGAUAUUGCCUUGUGCCCUCUCGAGGCUACCCGUAUCCGUCUCGUUUCCGACCCAACAUACGCCAAUGGUCUCAUUGGAGGAUUCGGAAAGAUGUUGAAGAACGAGGGUGUGGGUGCUUUCUACGCCGGUUUCGGUCCUAUCCUGUUCAAGCAGUAAGUUUGCUUCACCGCGACAUUACGACUCAUGGAUCCGAGGCUAAUCACAUCUCUAGGGUUCCAUACACCAUGGCCAAGUUCGUCGUCUACGAGAAGGUAUCCGAGCUCAUCUACAAGUCCUUCGUCGACAAAUCCACUGCCUCCAACUCUCUCCAAACCUCCAUUAACCUUGGUUCCGGUCUGAUCGCUGGUUUGGCAGCUGCUGUUAUCUCCCAGCCAGCCGACACCAUGUUGAGCAAGAUCAACAAGACCAAGGGUCUUCCAGGAGAGGGAACCACCAGCCGUUUGAUCAAGAUCGCUGGUGAGCUCGGUGUCAAGGGUGCCUUCACUGGUCUCCCAGCCCGUCUCUUCAUGGUUGGUACUUUGACCGCUGGUCAAUUUGCCAUCUAUGGUGAUGUGAAGAAGGCGCUGGGUGCUGUCGGUGGUGUUGAGAUUGCUGCAUAG